AUGGCGCCGCCCAUGGCGCGGUGCCCCCGCCCUCCGCCGCCGCACCGCGCCUGGCAGCCGGGCCGGGGCGGCGCGGGGCCAUGGGCGCCGCGGGAGGCGGCGGCGGGCGGCAGGGCACCGCGGCGGGCUAGGGCGAGCGAUCGGGUCGCGGGGCGGCGCGGCGGAGCUCGCAGGACCAUGGCGACAGCGGCGGCGGCGGCGCCCGGGCGGGCGCGGCGAGGGGCGCCCAUGUACUCGCAGAAAGAGCUCACAUCCAAGAAAAGAGAUGAGUUUGAAGAUAUCUUGGAGGAAAGACGGUUGUCCAGUGACUUGAGAUACGCAAUGAAAUGUUAUACUCCUGUGAUCUACAAGGGACUUUCACCUUGCAAGCCAAAUGCUAUUAAAAGUGCUGUUCUCCAGUCAGAGCAAGUUCAAUAUGUUAUCAAGCAGUUAGCCAAAGAGAUGGGAGAAUCACCUGAUAUUAUUCAAGAAGAAGCCAUGGAAAUCCUGGAUGAGAUGGGCCACCGUAUGCAGUUAGGAGCUGUCAGAUUUUUUGCCUUUACUCUGAGCAAAAUAUUUAAACAGCUUUUCCAGAGAGUUUGUGUGAAUGAAGAAGGAAUGCAGAGAUUGCAACACGCCAUUCAGGAGCAUCCAGUUGUACUGCUGCCCAGUCACCGAAGCUACGUAGACUUUUUGAUGCUGUCUUAUUUGCUAUAUACCUAUGAUUUGGCUUUACCUGUCAUUGCUGCAGGAAUAGAUUUCCUAGGAAUGAAAAUAGUUGGUGAGCUGCUACGAAGGGCAGGUGCCUUUUUUAUGCGACGUUCCUUUGGUGGGAACAGACUCUACUGGGCAGUGUUUGCUGAAUAUGUAAAAACAAUGUUACGGAGUGGCUAUGCCCCAAUUGAAUUUUUUCUUGAAGGGACUAGAAGCCGCACUGCCAAGACUCUGACUCCAAAAUUUGGUCUUCUCAGCAUUGUGAUGGAACCCUUUUUUAAACGUGAAGUCUUUGACACAUACCUAGUUCCCAUCAGCAUCAGUUAUGAGAGGAUAUUAGAAGAAUCUCUCUAUGCAUAUGAACUCCUAGGAGUCCCAAAGCCCAAAGAAUCUACAUCUGGGUUGUUGAAAGCCAGAAGAAUCCUCAGUGACAAUUUUGGUACCAUACAUAUCUACGUUGGCCAGCCGGUGUCCCUUAGAACAUUGGCAUCUGGGAGAAUCAAUCGGUGCCCAUACAAUUUAGUUCCCAGGCAUCUUCCCCAAAAGCCAUCAGAGGAUAUCCAAGAAUUUGUCAGUGACGUAGCUUAUAAAAUGGAACUCCUGCAAAUAGAAAACAUGGUUUUGAGCCCGUGGGUGCUGGUUGCUGCUCUCCUGCUCCAGAAUUUGCCAGCCAUGGAAUUUGAACUUCUAAUAGAAAAGACCCUGUGGCUUAAAGGCUUAACACAGACUUUUGGAGGAUUCAUUGAAUGGCCUGAUAACCUGUGUGCCAAAAAAGCAGUCCUGUCUGGCCUCACCCUGCAUUCCAACAUUGCUCAACUUGUCGAUGGCCACGUGGUCCUGAAUGACAAAGGAAUGGAAGAUGGAGCUGUAGGGGAGAUAGUCUUCAAGCGUGCCCUGGCCAUCCUCAUGUGUGCCACGUACAGAAACCAGCUGCUGAAUGUGUUUGUGCGUCCAUCUCUGGUGGCACUUGCCUUGCAGAUGACACCCAGCUUCAGAAAAGAGGAAGUUUAUGGCUGCUUCAGCUUCUUAAGAGAUGUUUUUUCUAAUGAAUUCAUCUUCUUUCCUGGCAUUUCAUUGAAGGAUUUUGAGGAAGGAUGUUUUCUGCUCACGAAAUGUGAUGCCAUUCAAACGAGUCAACAGGAGAUCUACCCUACCGACAAAGGAAGUGCAAUGGUGUCUUUCUUGUCAGCUAUGUUCAGACCUUUUGUGGAAGGUUACCAGUUAAUUUUCAGAUACCUCUCAAAGGAAAUGAAAGAAGCAUUUACCGAGAAGCAGUUUAUACCUGGAGUCCGCAACUUUGUUUUUCAACUUCUUGAGAAGGGUAUUACGCAGUGUUAUGAAGCCCUGUCUUCUGACAUGCAGAAAAAUGCCUUAGCAGCUCUUGUGCAACUAGGUGCUGUGAAGAAAAAGAAAACGUCGAAUGGAUUCACUUACAAUGUAAAUCAAGAAGCUGUUAGUAAAAUCCUGGACAUGUUUGAUGCUCGGAUACCUGUACAGAAACCUGUGGCUGCACGACUCUAAGUGGUUCCUGAUGCUGUGAGUGGAUGUAAGUGCCUGCUGAGAACAUAGACCACUGCCCCGCUGGAGCAGGGACAGGAGCGGGCAAGUUUCCCCCUCUUGCCCAGUCAGCCUUCAAGCGGGGAGGCAGAGAGGUGUUCCCCAGCUGGGCAGCUCUCCAUGACUGCUUAGGAGUUGCUGCUGUGAGGGAUAGAGUUGCAUUUGUAUCCUCACUGUCUUUUGUUUUUUAAAACAAAUUAAACAUUGUCUUUUUUUAAAAUGAUAAAUAUUUAAAGAGAUGUGAACAGUAAUCGCUACCUAAAUACAUUUUUCUAGACUAAUAACAAGGAAUGUGAUUGGUUUCAAAUAUUUCAUGGAUAUGAAAAUGUAACGGGGAGUUGAAAGACUUACUACUAAAAUUAAUAUUUAGAAAAAAACCAUUGCGGGCUGGCUAAUGCAAGGCAAGGCAUUCAUAAGGAAUGAAGAGCACAAAUCAAACCUUGGGCAAUAACCAGGACUGCUAAUUGUGUUGCGUUUUGUGUUUUGGUAUUUUUUUGUUUGGAUUGGGUUUGUUUGUUGGUUUUUUUUUUUAAGGCAACUUGGCAUUAUUUUAAUUACUUCAUGAAUGUUAUAUUUAAACAUUGAAUUAAAGCAGCGCCGUUAACGUG
Myiozetetes cayanensis is the source of this 2858-nucleotide messenger RNA. RefSeq names its product glyceronephosphate O-acyltransferase (gene GNPAT). Gene Ontology annotation, cellular component: peroxisomal membrane; peroxisome; mitochondrial membrane. The coding region runs from base 1 to 2214 and encodes 737 amino acids. The transcript has 16 exons. Gene Ontology annotation, molecular function: glycerone-phosphate O-acyltransferase activity. Lineage: Eukaryota; Metazoa; Chordata; Aves; Passeriformes; Tyrannidae. Gene Ontology annotation, biological process: ether lipid biosynthetic process. The record is from RefSeq and is a predicted model, not a curated record.